Sorghum bicolor (sorghum) is the source of this 1188-nucleotide messenger RNA. RefSeq lists its product as uncharacterized. Bases 1 to 1188 code for a protein of 395 amino acids. The record is from RefSeq and is a predicted model, not a curated record. The transcript is spliced from 2 exons. NCBI's taxonomy places the organism in Eukaryota, Viridiplantae, Streptophyta, Magnoliopsida, Poales, Poaceae.
AUGGCCUGCUCGUGCCAGCGCGCCGCCUGCGAGGGCGCCGUCGCCCUACGGCCGCGCCUCCUUGGGACUUGGGAGAGAGAUGGAGGGUUUAAAGUUUAUGAGCUGUUCCAAACUGUCGAUGCACUGUCAAAUCUAGUCAAAGAAUGUCCCCAGUUCACAGAAAAGGUUUGUUCACUAAUUCAAGAGAGAGGGUUGAACCUGGCCAGUGAUCUUAAGAAACCUGGUGAAACGAGCUGGGGUUCAUAUUAUGAGGCACUAGUGAAAUUUGCUGCUUAUCUUGAUCCAAUUUGUGAUGCACUUUACUUUGUGAGAGAAGAGGUGAAAGACCAUGAUCAGACAUAUCUGGCAUACAAAGUACUUAAAGGAUUGUCCUAUGACUUUGCCUUUGGCUUGCUUUUGAUGCAAGAUGUACUUAGUGUUACAAAUGAGCUUUCAUUGGCCUUGGACAGGAAAUAUGUGGACGCAGAGAACUGUAUGGCUCUCCUCCAGGAGGCCAAGCAGCAGCUGCAGGUAAUGAGGGAUAAAGGAUGGACAUCCUUCCUCAACAAAGUCGGCUUGUUUUGCAGUGAAAAUGAAUUCGACAUGCCCAAUAUGGGUGCCAAAUUUGAACCCCGGCCAAGAUUGAGGGGCAAUGCCCCAACGAUGACGAACCUGGAGCACUACCAUAUCGAUUUCUUCGAAAAGGUUAUCAAUAUUCACCUCAACGAGUUUGACAAGCGUUUCAGCAAGCAAAGCUCUUCGUUGUUUGUUCUUUCAUCGUGCUUAAAUCCACACAAUUCUUUCCAAGCUUUUGAUAAGGAGAAGCUUCUCGAGUAUGCUCGGCUCUACCCAUCCGACUUCUCUGAUUCUGACAUAGCAACACUUGAUCUGCAACUUGAAGCCUUUGUAGCGGACUUGCGCUCUGAUGUCAGGUUUCGGGAAAUGAGUGCUCUCAGUGAGCUUUCUGUUAAGAUGGUGGAGACAGGCAAGGCCACUGUGUACCCUCUGGUAUAUCUGCUUCUAAAGCUUGCUCUCAUCCUUCCUGGGACACCGGCCACUGCCAAGACAGCAUCCUCUGCGAUUAAGUUCAUAGAUAGCACUAUGCAGGAAGAACCUUGCAACCAGUGGAUCAGUGACUGCUUAUUGCUGUUCCUGGAGCGUGACAUAUUUGAAAAUGUUACCAAUGACGCUGUCAUUGCAUCUCUUUGA